AUGGAACGCCACGCUAGCUUCGCUGUCCCGAGAGUCUGCAUCGAUAUCCCCGACCAGCUGCAGCUGCCGGCGACGCCGUUCGAGCCGCAGAAGGCUAUGAUGACACCUCGUGUCCGCUCCGGCGCCGAUGACCCCGACGUGGUACCGCCGGAGCACCAGCUCACGGUGCUGGCCAUGCAGCUCGCGGUCCUGGAGAAGGCCGUGAGCCGCCUCGGCACGCUGGCCUUCAUCUGGGCGACGGUCGUCCUGCUCGGCGGCUUCGCCAUCACGCUCAGCUGCACCGACUUCUGGUGCAUCACCUUGUUGCUGCUCACCGAGGGCGCCCGCAUCCAGGGCCGCAGCCACGAGGUGGUGUGGCAGCAGAGGGCGACGUGCCUCCUGACCAUAUCGCUGGCCGUCGGACACGUCCUCUUCCAACUGCAGCUGCUCUCCGCAUCCGUGUGCGCCACCGUCUCACUCGUCCGCCUCGUCACCCAGCGCUACGGCGUCGACGCCGCUAACCCGUGGACCAACCGCCGCGCCGCGCUCGACAUAUUCUACGGGCUGGCCCUCGUGGAGUCGCUGCUCUUCCUGGUGGAGAAGGCGCUGUGGCAGUGGAGGGUGGGGCACCACCGCCUCCUCGAGCGCGUCGCCAAGGAGUGCCACCUCGCCGGUACCGAGCGCGGCAUCCUCGCCAUCCGCCGCUUCUUCUACGACUCCUACUCCCGGGGCCUCAAGGGGAGCAUCUUCGACGGUCUCCACAUGAACCUCGUCUCCUACGCCGACGACAUGCUCACCGCGGGCUCCCACGACGAGCAGAGCCUCGGAGCCAGCAUCCUCGCCGCGCUCGCUGAGUCCGACCGUUUUGCCGACUCCACGCUCCGCAAGAUCGGCAUGAUGUCUGCCUCCACCAUCGAGAGGCUCAUCCACAUGCUCAGCUGGAAGAACACGUCCGAGAUAGGCGUGCGCAGAUCGGCUGCCGUCGUUGUCUCCAUGCUCACCGGGAGGAAGAUCAUCGCUGUCCGUCUUACCGGCAUCCCCGAGGCGACCGAGUGUGUCGCGUCUCUGCUGUACGCAGACCUCGAAGAGCUCAACCUUCUCGGCCUCACCAUCCUCAGCAAGCUAGCGAAUGACCACGACAACUGCGACAAGAUCGGCAAGACCAGGAGUCUCCUUGACAAGAUCAUCUCCUACUGUAGCAUUGCCGGCGGGGGGCAGGCGGCACCGACCGGCAUGCGGCUCAAGGCAGUCAAGAAGGCGCUCCUCGUCGUGAAGAGGCUGGCGGGUACGACGGGGGCCACCGGGAAACUUCUCCGGCGGGAGCUCUCCGACAUCGUCUUCACGGUGAGCAACGUCAGGGAGGUGCUGCAACAGCGCGAGGGGGAGAUCCAGUCCGAGCUACACCAGCUCGCAAUAGAGAUACUGACGAGCCUCGCUAUCGAUAAGGAGGCGAGGGAGAAGAUAGGCGGGACUGGGGGCGUGGUGAGAGAGCUGGUCGCCAUAUUUCUGCCUGGAAAGGACGAGGUGAGGGGGAACGGCCGGCAGUCGAACGCGAUCCGGAACGAGGCCGGCAAGGCGCUGGCGAUGCUUGCGCUGGAGAGCAGGGGCAACUGCGGCGCCAUCAUAAUGGCUUGCGGCGGUGGCGUGGAGCGGCUGGUGGAGGCGCUAAGUGACCCCAUCAUCAUCAUCGGCGCCGCCAGGAUCCUGCGCAACCUCUGCACCUACGUCGGGGACGAGUGUCAACAUCCCCUCAGAGGAGUCGCCGCCAGCGCCACCAAGGUGUUGAGUACCAUCAUGGUAGAGAAGACGAAGAUCCUGAACAUCUUUCUAGGCCUCGCUGCACAGAUGCUUCGGUUCAUGGAGCCUGGAGACCUCCGGGCAAGCCUGGCCACAGCGAGGGUGACAGAAACAGCGCUGGCGCGAACUCUCUUGCAAAUCCUGCGGGAGUAUAGCGUUCCGUGCAUGGCCGUGCCUCGGAUCCGCCGAUACACCAUUGAACUUGUUGUUGCCAUGAUGCGAUUGGACACACGAUACAUGGCCCUGUUCGUGGAAAGUGGGAUGGAAGGGGACCUAAAGCGCAUUGCUGACACCACACCAGAGAUUGAGUGUUUCAAUGCGUUCUCUGGGAGCGUCGGGCACAGCCGUCGCACCGUUAGUGUUUGCUCGCUCAUCAAGUCAGCAAUGGAGUUAAUGAAGCAGCCUUGA
This is a messenger RNA of Lolium rigidum, 2184 nucleotides long. RefSeq lists its product as uncharacterized. NCBI's taxonomy places the organism in Eukaryota, Viridiplantae, Streptophyta, Magnoliopsida, Poales, Poaceae. The transcript has 3 exons. The record is from RefSeq and is a predicted model, not a curated record. Bases 1 to 2184 code for a protein of 727 amino acids.